This is a messenger RNA of Porites lobata, 1346 nucleotides long. NCBI's taxonomy places the organism in Eukaryota, Metazoa, Cnidaria, Anthozoa, Scleractinia, Poritidae. The record is from the annotation of a GenBank genome assembly.
AUGGGUAUCCAGGGUAUACAUGAGUAUACAGGGUAUACAGGGUAUACAAGGUAUACAGGGUAUACAGGGUAUACAGGGUAUACAGGUUAUACUGAGAGUACAUGGGUAUACAUGGGUAUACAGGGUAUACAGGGUAUACAUAGGUAUACAGGGUAUACAUGGGUAUACAGGGUAUACAUGGGUAUACAGGGUAUACAGGGUAUACAUAGGUAUACAGGGUAUACAGGGUAUACAUGGUAUACAGGUAUACAGGGUAUACAUAGGUAUACAGGGUAUACAGGGUAUACAUGGGUAUACAGGGUAUACAGGGUAUACAUAGGUAUACAGGGUAUACAGGGUAUACAUAGGUAUACAGGGUAUACAUGGGUAUACAGGGUAUACAUGGGUAUACAGGGUAUACAGGGUAUACAUGGGUAUACAGGGUAUACAGGGUAUACAGGGUAUACAGGGUAUACAGGGUAUACAGGGUAUACAGGGUAUACAGGGUAUACAGGGUAUACAGGGUAUACAUAGGUAUACAGGGUAUACAGGGUAUACAUAGGUAUACAUACAUGGGUAUACAGGUAUACAGGGUAUACAUAGGUAUACAGGGUAUACAGGGUAUACAUAGGUAUACAGGGUAUACAUGGGGCAGGGUAUACAGGGUAUACAGGGUAUACAUGGGUAUACAGGGUAUACAUAGGUAUACAGGGUAUACAUGGGUAUACAGGGUAUACAGGGUAUACAUGGGUAUACAUAGGUAUACAGGGUAUACAGGUAUACAUAGGGUAUACAUGGGUAUACAGGGUAUACAGGGUAUACAUGGGUAUACAGGGUAUACAGGGUAUACAGGGUAUACAGGGUAUACAUAGGUAUACAGGGUAUACAGGGUAUACAUAGGUAUACAGGGUAUACAUGGGUAUACAGGGUAUACAGGGUAUACAGGGAAUACAUGGGUAUACAGGGUGGGUAUACAGGGUAUACAUGGGUAUACAGGGUAUACAUGGGUAUACAGGGUAUACAGGGUAUACAGGGUAUACAGGGGUAUACAUAGGUAUACAGGGUAUACAUGGGUAUACAAGGUAUACAUGGGUAUACAGGGUAUACAUAGGUAUACAGGCAUACAGGUAUACAUGGGUAUACAUAGGUAUACAGGGUAUACAUAGGGUAUACAGGGUAUACAUGGGUAUACAGGGUAUACAUAGGUAUACAGGGUAUACAGGGUAUACAUAGGUAUACAGGGUAUACAUGGGUAUACAGGGUAUACAGGGGCAUACAGGGUAUACAUAGGUAUACAGGGGGGUAUACAUAGGUAUACAGGGUAUACAGGGUAUACAGGGUAUACAGGGUAUACAGGGUAUACAUAG